Molecule: messenger RNA, 895 nt
Organism: Culicoides brevitarsis
Lineage: Eukaryota; Metazoa; Arthropoda; Insecta; Diptera; Ceratopogonidae
Product: oocyte zinc finger protein XlCOF15-like
Exons: 2
Coding region: 131-808 (225 amino acids)
Biological process (GO): regulation of transcription by RNA polymerase II
Molecular function (GO): RNA polymerase II cis-regulatory region sequence-specific DNA binding; DNA-binding transcription factor activity
Source: RefSeq, a predicted model, not a curated record
UAAUGAAAAAAAAUCAAAAUUUCAUAAAAAAUUCGAAAAAAAUCUUCGAAAUGUUACGAAAUUAAGUCAUCAAAUUACUUCCACUCGAUUAAAUUUAUCGAUUUGUUUAUCUCAAGUGGUUGUUGAUAACAUGGAAGACGCUUCAGGAAGGCAUCUGUGUCAUGAAUGUGGCGAUACUUUCGCUACCAAGAGUUAUUUGAAAACUCACGUAAAAAUCGUUCACAAGAAAAUUCGUCAACACAAAUGUCCCGAUUGUGGCAAACAAUUUUCCGUAAAAUCCUCCCUGAAUCGUCACACGAUGCAAAUUCACUCGAAACUGAAGCCCUACGAGUGUCGUCACUGCAAUCUCGCCUUUUCCGACUACACGACGCGUCACAAACACGAAAAAGCUGUUCACGAUCAAGAACGUUCCUUCAAAUGUGCGUGCGGGAAGGCUUUUGCUUAUGCAAAUGUCCUAAAAGCCCAUAUGAGGACCCAUGAUAAGGAGAAAAAAUUCACGUGCGCCGUUUGCAACCAAAAAUUCUCGCAAAAACACAAUUUACAAACGCAUCUCAUCAAAAUCCAUCUCACGAAGGAACGAAAUGCCAAACGAAAGGAACUCAUGAAACCCUUGUAUGUCGAAACGAAUUUCCCGUCGCCAGCGGUGCCUCGAGUUUUGCCGCCAUCGCCGACGAGGGUCAUAAAUUUGACGGGUUUCAAUCUCGUGAAUCCAAAUCAAAUUCUGAGCCUCAUACAAAAUCCGGAAGCGUUGAGAAGACAACAAGCCACGAAAAGUCAACCGUUGAAAAUAAUUGCGGUUAAUAUUUAAAAAAAAAUUAUUUUUUAUUGAGAUACAGCAUGUAAGUUUGUGUCGGAUCUCCCGUGGGCAUCACUUGAACCGUUUGGAUUUCAUUCG